This is a messenger RNA of Bacidia gigantensis, 1035 nucleotides long. RefSeq lists its product as uncharacterized. The record is from RefSeq and is a predicted model, not a curated record. Gene Ontology annotation, molecular function: hydrolase activity. NCBI's taxonomy places the organism in Eukaryota, Fungi, Ascomycota, Lecanoromycetes, Lecanorales, Ramalinaceae. The coding region runs from base 1 to 1035 and encodes 344 amino acids. The transcript has 2 exons.
AUGGGAGAAGGUAAACAAGCCCUUCUUUCAUGUUCGUCGCCUUUAACACCUGGAACUAAUAUAGAGGGUCAGCUAGCGCAGCACUUGUCGACUCCAUUGACUCCAGAAAGUGUUAAGAAGUACAAAGAAGUCAAGGCACAACGAGGGCAAGAUGCUCAAGAAUUUCUGCGUCAAGAGGCUUUUGCGCCUCUAGUCGAAAAAGUCCACGUCGAGGACAGCGAAGUCGACUACCCAGAAACCCCCAAUCAUAGAUUUCCUGUGCGAAUCUACCGCCCUCCUAUGACCACUGCCGAAAAAUUCCCUGUAAUGCUGUACUUUCAUGGCGGCUACUGGAGCGCCGGCGACUACUAUUCCGAAGACCUGGGCUGUCGAGCAAUCAUCGCACGAGGAUGCCACAUUAUCAUCUACUCCUUCAGCUACCGCCUCAUCGGUCAAGCGCCAUGGCACGAACUCUUCUCGGACGCAGAACAUGCAAUGAAAUGGCUCUGGUCAAAUGCAAGCACUCUAGGUGCAGACGUCAACAAGGGCUUUCUGGUCGGCGGCGCAGAAGCCGGCGCUCAUCUAGCCGCUAUCUGCACCAUUCGCGCAAGGAACAAAUACCCAAACAUUGCCAUCAGUGGCCAAUGCUUGAUCGUACCUACGCUGAUUGCAUGGCCUGACCCAGAGAUCCCGAAAGAAUGGGAAGACGGUCUCAUGUCUCAUGUCGAGCAAGCUGAUGCCCCUAUAUUGAAUGAGGCAUUGUAUGAGCAGCUGGUCGAUGCACUGAAUGUGCCAGCAGAACAGAAGCGAGUGGGGGAGAACUUUCCCAUGUGGGGCCCACUGCAUGACUUACCUCGCGCUUACCUAGCCAUGGACGAGUGUGAUCCUACAAGAGACCAAGGAUUUUUGUACGAGAAAUUACUACGGAGAGCAGGGGUCAACACGCGCACUGAUUACUACCGUGGCUUGCCGAAUAUGUUUGUACAAUUCCCUGGUCUGCCUACCACGGCUGGUGCAGGAGGUCAUUUCAAGCAGUACUUAGUCAACGAACUAUGA